Momordica charantia (bitter melon) is the source of this 2718-nucleotide messenger RNA. RefSeq names its product CO(2)-response secreted protease. The record is from RefSeq and is a predicted model, not a curated record. Gene Ontology annotation, biological process: proteolysis. Gene Ontology annotation, molecular function: serine-type endopeptidase activity. Lineage: Eukaryota; Viridiplantae; Streptophyta; Magnoliopsida; Cucurbitales; Cucurbitaceae.
UCUAUUCUUCCUUUGGUGGGGGGCAAAAAAAGAAGCAAAAAAAAAAGGGCUCUCACUCUGAGGUUGAAAGCCUACAAAAAUGAGAAGAAGCCACUUCCACACUCAAUCCCAAUCCCAAUUCUGACUUCUUUUCUUCUCAAUUCACCAUCUCAAAUCAAGCUCCUUCAAUGGCUUCCCUUCCCCAUCUUCUUCUUCUUCUUCUUCUUCUUCUUUUCUUUCUCUCUGCAGUUUCUUCCUCCAUAGCCACUCUGCAAAACCACCUCCCCAAGCAUUAUGUUGUUUACAUGGGAAGUGGGGGAAGCAACAAUGGAGGAGAAGAUGACCAAACAGCUGCUGAAUUGGAUUACCUGCAACUGUUAUCCACUCUAAUUCCAAGAAAAAAUAGGAAAGAGAAAGAGGAAAGAUCAAGGGAAGUGGUCCACCAAUACCACCAUGCUUUCAGAGGCUUUUCUGCUAUGCUCACUGAGGAAGAAGCUUCUUCUCUCUCUGGUAUUGAUGGAAUCGUGUCGGUGUUCCCUGAUCCGACGCUUCAGCUCCACACUACACGUUCUUGGGAUUUCCUGGACUCCAUCGCCGGCCUCCGCCCGCCGCCGCAUUCUUACCCCAGUUCAUCGGAUGUCAUCGUCGGCGUCAUCGACACCGGGAUUUGGCCAGAGUCUCGAUCUUUCAGCGAUGAGGGGCUUGGAGAAAUUCCUUCUAAAUGGAAAGGGAUUUGCAUGGAGGCAUCUGAUUUCAAGAAGUCCAAUUGCAACAGGAAGUUGAUCGGGGCAAGAUACUACAAUGCUAUAGAGCCCAAUGGGAAUGAUAGCCGUGUGGGUGUGCCAAAGGGCACACCGAGAGACUCGCUUGGCCACGGGACACACACUUCGUCGAUUGCAGCGGGAGCAAGAGUCCUAGACACAAGUUACUUUGGCUUAGCAAGAGGGACGGCUAGGGGUGGUGGCGCUCCUUCCACAAGGAUUGCAAGCUAUAAAGUUUGCUCUGGUGUUGGCUGCUCUGGUGCUGCAAUUCUCAAAGCCAUAGAUGAUGCAGUCAAAGAUGGAGUUGAUAUCAUUUCGAUCUCGAUUGGGAUCGGUUCCCCAUUGUUUCAGUCGGAUUAUUUGAAUGACCCAAUUGCCAUUGGAGCAUUCCAUGCCCACCAAAUGGGAGUUUUGGUUGUCUGCUCUGCUGGAAAUGAUGGCCCUGAUCCUAACACUGUGGGUAAUGUUGCUCCUUGGAUUCUCACUGUUGCUGCUUCCAAUAUUGACAGGGAUUUUCAGUCCACUGUGGUUCUUGGCAAUGGCAAGACUUUUCAAGGGACUGCAAUAAAUCUCUCAAAUCUUACUAGCUCAAAGACUUAUCCUCUUGUAUUUGGAAAGGAUGCUGCUGCUAAAUUCACGCCCAUAUCAGAAGCAAGGAAUUGUUAUCCAGGAUCGCUAGAUCGAGCCAAAGUUGCAGGCAAGAUCGUCGUUUGUGCCUCAGAAGACGUCACUACUUCAAGGACAAUAAAGGAACUGGUUGUGCAAGAUGCCAAAGCUAUAGGGUUAAUAUUGAUCAAUGAAGCAUCUAAAACUGUGCCAGUGGAUUCAAACAUUUUCCCAUUAACACAAGUUGGGAAUUCAGAAGGUCUUCAGAUUCUUGAGUACAUUAACUCCACCAAGAACCCAACAGCUACAAUUCUCAGAACAGUGGAAGUUCCGAGAUUCAAACCCGCUCCAUUAGUGGCUUAUUUCUCAUCCAGGGGGCCAUCGUCGCUUACUGAAAACAUUCUCAAGCCCGAUAUCACUGCUCCUGGAGUCUCCAUUUUAGCAGCUAUAGUUCCAAAGAGUGAAGCAGAUAGCGGUCUGAUCGGUAAGAAGUCUUCCGAUUAUGCAAUGAGAUCCGGGACAUCAAUGGCAUGCCCACAUGUAGCAGGCGCUGCUGCAUUUAUCAAAUUGAUCCAUCAUGACUGGAGUUCUUCCAUGAUCAAAUCCGCACUCAUGACAACAGCAACUCUAUAUGAUAAUCAAAGGAAGUUCAUGAGAAACAGCACAAACAACCCAUCAAAUCCACAUGAGAUGGGAGCUGGAGAAAUAAGCCCCAUAAAAGCUCUUAAUCCCGGAUUAGUAUUCGAAUCUACAACCGAAGAUUAUCUCCGUUUCCUCUGCUAUUUCGGGUAUUCAAACAAGAUCAUAAGAUCGAUGUCGAAACAAAACUUCACCUGCCCGAAAACUUCCAAUGAAGAUCUCAUCUCAAGUGUCAAUUAUCCAUCCAUCUCCAUCAGUAAACUAGAUAGAAGGCAAGCUCCCAAAGUAAUAGAAAGGACCGUGACAAAUGUAGGAGCCGCAAACACCACUUACAUUGCCAAGGUUCAUUCUUCUGAGGGUUUAAUAGUGAAAGUGAUCCCAAGUAAGAUUGUUUUCUCUGAGAAUGUAAAGAAAGUGACUUUCAAAGUCUUGUUUUUCGGCAAGGAGGCUCGCAGCGGCUACAACUUCGGGACGAUAACAUGGCGGGAUGAUGUACAUUCUGUCCGCACCGUAUUUGCUGUAAAUGUAGAAUGACAUGAUAGGAUUAUAUAUAUAUAAUUUUCUUCCCUCCCACUAGAAAUAACAAGGAAGAAAUGUGAGUAUAGAGUUGUAUAACAUUUUGUUUUAACGCCCAUUUGUAUGGUUUCUGUUCUUUGGUUUGUAACAUCUACGAUGGAAAGGAAAAAAGUUCUCUCAAUUAUGUUCAAUAAAACAUGGAAUUCAUUUUCAUUGA